Molecule: messenger RNA, 534 nt
Organism: Anthostomella pinea
Lineage: Eukaryota; Fungi; Ascomycota; Sordariomycetes; Xylariales; Xylariaceae
Source: the annotation of a GenBank genome assembly
AUGGCCUCAAUUGCGCGGUGCCUGCGGGCAGCUCGCCCCUCGACCAUCUCACGCCUCGCCCAAACCCCCUGCGUGCGCUCCUCCAACUGGCAAGCCCCGGCAGCGCGAGCAUUCUCUGUCUCCCCGAUAAGAGACAUCCGCAAAUACACCAAAGACCACGAGUGGAUCGACCUGAACGCAGACCAGACAGCGGGCGUGAUCGGCAUCUCGACGUACGCGGCCGAGGAGCUGGGCGACGUGGUGUACGUCGAGCUGCCGGAAGAAGGCAAGGAGAUGGCCGCGGGCGACACCCUGGGAGCCGUCGAGUCGGUCAAGAGCGCCGCCGACAUCAACGCGCCCCUCGCCUGCACCGUCACCGCCGUCAACGCCCUGCUCGAGGAGAAGCCCGGAACCAUCAACCAGGUCCCCGAGGACGACUCCCACGGCGGCGGCUGGAUCGCCAAGGUUUCUGUUGGCGAACAGGGCAACAAGGACCUCGAGGCCCUGAUGGACCUGGAGGAGUACAAGGCCUUCACCGGGUCGGAUGAGCAUUAG